AUGCCUGGGCAGACCGAUGCAGACAUACCUGAAACAGGAGCCAUCUUCACAUUUGGGAAGAGCAGCUUUGCUGACAAUGUUCCCAGCCAGUUCUGGUUGAAAAAUGACCAUCCAGUGGAGAUAUGUUGUGGCCAUCAGCACACUGCUAUAAUCACAGAAAAUGGAAGGUUGCUCAUGUUUGGUGGUAAUACUGGUGGCCAACUGGGACUGAAGAUAAAGCCAGCUGCCAAUAAACCAGCCUCUGUAAAAGCCUUGAAGUCUGAAAAGGUGAAGCUUGUGGCCUGUGGGAAAGAUCACACACUUGUCUGCACAUUUCAGGACUGUGUCUAUGGUGCUGGUAGGAACCAGAAGGGACAGCUCAGUUUGGGCCACAAGAACACUAAAUCCUUUCAGCUGCUGCGUUCAUUUUGUGAGCUGGCACCGGUCAAAAUGCUUGCUGCUGGUAGCAGCACUUCAGCUGCCUUAACAGAGGAUGGGAGGCUGUUUAUGUGGGGAGACAACUCUGUGGGUCAGAUUGGUUUAGGGGAUGAGGUGUUUGCAGCCGCACCCAGAGAGUUGAAGGUGGGGCAGGCUGUGAUGUGGGUCUCCUGUGGGCAUCGCCACUCAGCGUUUGUCACAGUUCAUGGUGGACUUUACACCUUUGGCGAAAGUGCAAAUGGACGACUUGGUCUCCAGGUGGAGCAGCUAGCCAAUCACAGAAUCCCCCAGGAAGUAAAAGGCAUUAUGGGAAGUGUCACUCAGGUGUGCUGUGGAGGGGAGCACACUGUGGCACUAACAGAGGAGGAAGUGUACACUUUCGGGAGGGGUCAGUACGGUCAGCUCGGCCAUGGGACGUUUCAGUUUGAACUUCAUUUGCCAAAACCUCUGGAGCACUUUCACAACAGCUGCCCCAAACACAUUGCCUGCGGAGAAAACCACACCGCUGUGAUCACAAGUCAACCAGCUUUCAGCUAUCAUCUUUGUAGCCCUGCAUGCAUAUUUGAUGUAGCAGAAACAUUAGAAUUUAUUUUGUUGUCAGAUGAAGCGAACUUGUCUUUGUCCUCCACAGAGGCUGGGCUGCUCUACACAUUUGGUGAUGGCCGUUAUGGAAAACUGGGGUUACAGGAAGAGAACUUCAUUAACCAGUUCAGCCCAACACUGUGCACGCGUUUUCUGAAGUACAGGGUGCAGUUGGUGUCCUGUGGUGAUCACCACACACUGGUUCUGGCUGUCCCCAGACCAGGAGCACAGAGUCAGGAUAUAGUGCCAGAGAAGGAUACUACAAUCGCAGACUUCUUCUGGGAGUCAGAAGACCCUGAAAGCAUGUUGAAAUACUCUCUCAUGGAUCCGGCCACAGUGGUCCCACUCUCAGCUCUAGCUGCUCGUGCUCGCCAUAGAGAAAAAAAGAAUUUUGUUGAGCUUUUUGGAGAAUUGCCUCAGAACCACCCUCGUCUUAACCCUGGCUUCCUCAGUACCUCCUGGCAGACGUCUACAACUAUCCAAAACCUGAAACUCUUUCCAAGGGAUGCUCACACCCCCCCAUCCGCCCCCAAAGCAGCAACAGCAAGCCUGCUUUUAUCCCCCAGAUCUCAGUCCGUAUCCUCUCGGAGUGCCGGGGUAUCCUCCAGGCUGUCAAGCCCACGUUCACAAUCAUCUUACACGUGUCAGAGUAGACCCUCCACCGCUGCUUCCUCCUGGUCCAAAUCCAAAAAGCUGCCUUCUCCUGUAUCUUCAUCCACAUCUAUAGCUAAUACUAAAUCAAGCAGUCCUGCCCAUACUAAAAAAGCUUUGAAGAGUGCAGCAUGCAGAGCAGGAAAGGGUGAAAAUGUCUUAAAUGACAAACCGUCUGAUGCUUUACCACCUAACAAAUCCUGCAGCCCUAAUAGACCCCUCAUCCAUGUUUCUGAUAAUAACCUGAAUCAGGAAAGACAACAAACAGAGGGAGAAGCUUUAAUGGGACAACUAAUCUUUCAAGAUGUGGAAGAUAAGGUGAACCAUGUGGAUUUUUUCCCUUAUAAGGAAAACAAAACUGGGGGAGUUCAAAUUGCAAAAGAGCCAGAGGUGCAUGCAGACCAGAACAGUGUCCAAAGCUCUCCUAAAAGGCUUCUGAGAGGCUCCAUCUCCAGAAAGGAAGAAGUGUCAUCACUCAAGAGCAGGAAGAAAAAAGCACAAGUCACAUCUCAAAAUGAUCAGAAAAUUAACAACAGUAAAACAAAACCUCCAGAUGUAAAAGAAGACAAAAUGAAGGUCUAUAACUUUAAAUCGACAAAACAUGACAAGAGAAGUGCAACAACACAACAACCUGUGCAGAAAGCAACGACCAAAGUAAAGAAACAUUAUGAAAAAAAUCAAGUGACAGUGCCCUUUUUUAAGAAAGAAGUGAAAGUUACUCCAAAAAGAAAGAAAAUAUCAUCCGCUUCAGACACAACAAGCCCAAAACUAAUAGUGGCAGAUAAUAGGGAGAUAAGUAGUUUAACAUCCACUGAAAACGUCUCAAAGGACGAUGCCGUAAUCCAAAAUAAAAGCACUGAUCUCAGACCUGCUGAAGUGACUCCAAAAAAGAAUAAGGUUGAAUCUUUAGUGACAUGUAUUCAAAGCACAGCAUUGGCUGUAAAAUCACAAAGACCUGAAAUUACCAAGCUUUCUCAGGCUGAGACUCUGAGUGUGAAAUCUACACCUGUGAAGGCGAUAAAACCCAAACCAGACAAACAUCAAAGCAAGCAUGCUAAAAAACCUUCUGCUGGAAGUAAAAACAUCAAAAAAGGUGACAAGGAUGGUUUUAUCUUUGCAAAAAACACAACUGGAGGAGUUAAAGGCAGAACGUCAGAAAAACAGAACUUGCUUCAAAAGAAGAAGAAAAAUAAAGAUGAAAAUACUAAAGUUAAACAGAGAUACAAAACAAAAAGAGGGACAGACAACGGUGUUAAUAUGGACUCAGAACUUAAGAGCAAAGCCGAGCCAAGGAUUAAAAAGACUGAAGCUUCCAGCUUGCUGGCAUCACAGCGUGAAGAAACUUCUGAAAUCUCCAGUGGUGUAGUUUCCUCACAAAGCCCUAAAAGAACCAAUGGGCUUUCUGUCAGCAGAGCUAAAUCCUUGCAAUCCUCUGACCGGGCUGCUGCAGAAACUCCUGCACCUGAAAAGGAAAAAAGAGAGGUUGAAGACCUGCAUGAAAGAAAACAAAUGUGGGGAGAAAUUGUGAGCGACGCAUCGUCUCUUUUCCCUGCUGCAGGGAUCGCUGGUGCAGCUAUCAGCCUCCUCGACGAGGCCAUGACUUAUGUGGAGGCUUUCCAGGCUGAUCGUGACAGAGGUGCCUCUACAGAACCUAAAACACCCCUUAACGCCAAACAGUUCACAAAGCAGAGUGCAAUUAUGCACCCUUCCUUCUCCUCUACAACUUUGCAUUCUGAUUCAGAGGAAAGAGAUGACAGCACACAGAAGGAUGCUCAAAUGAGCAUCUUAUCAGAUUUAGGAGAUGUUGCGCAUGAGGAAGAAUUUAAUGAUCCAUUAGAGCAGGAACCACCAGAGAAGAUCAGGAAUAAGGAAACUUCUGAAAAUGAACAUGGAGGAGAAGAGGAAAGCUCUGAGAAGGAUGAUGAUUCCAAAAUGAUUAUAACAAACACUGGCAAUGAGGAACAUAAGGAAGAUAAUGAAGAGUUAGGAAGUGAAGUGGAAAACAAUGAUGAGAAAGGAGAAAGCUGUGUUGGUAUGGGAGCUGCAGAGGAGACUGAACCUGAAGAGGAGGAUGAAGAGCAAAAUAGCGACUCAGAGGAAGGGGAGAGUGAGGGCAGCUUUCAGGGAGAAGGUGAAGAAAGCAACAAUAGUGACACAACAGAUUCUGAAAGUGAGGAAGAGGAAAGCAGCAUGGAAACGGGUGAAGAAGUGACUCAUUCUGAAGUGAGUGAGGCAGCUGGGGAAGAUGAAAGUAGAAGUGAGGAGCAAAGUGAUGAGGAGGGUAAAAGAGAGGAAGAUGGUGAGGUUAGUGGUGAUGAAGAAGAAAAAAGCAGUGAUGGAUCAGAGCAAGAAGAUAGUGAAAGUGAAAAGGAGGAAGAGGAGGACAGGGAUGGAAGUAGCACUGUAGUGUCUGAUAAAAGCGAGGAAGAAGAGGAACCUGAAGAAGAAGAAGGUGAGGAACUGAGGCAAUCCGAAGAGGAGCAGGAAACAGGGAAAGAUGAGAGUGGAGGGGAGGAUGAUGGUGAUGAAGACAUUCAGGAGGAAGAGGAAGGAGAACUUUCCACAAAUGAUGAAGAAGCUGAACAGGAGGCUACAGAGGAUGAGGAGGAAGGAGAAGGGGAGGGAGAGAGCACAGAGGAGGAAAAUGAGGAGGGGAAACUGGGGGGCAGAGCAAAGGAGGAAGAUGAGGCCAUAGAGGAAGAGAGCAACAGUGAGAAGGAAGAGAAAAACACAAGAGAAGAUGAGGAAAAUGAGGAAAGCAGCUCUGCUUCUGAAGAAGAAGAUAGUGAAGAUGACCAUGAAGAAGGGGAAGCAAGCGAGGAAAAAGGAAAGGAGUGUGAGGAACAGGGAGAAGAAGAUGAUGAGGAGGAAGAAGAUGGAAAGCAAGAACAAGAUGAACAUGAAGAGGAGGAGGAAGGAGAGGAAGAUGAUGAAAACAAUGGAGAAGAACAAACGGAAGACGAUGAGGAAGAGGAAGAAGAAGAAGAACAAGAGGCAGAAGGAGAGGAAGAGGAGGAAAACAAUGGAGAUGAAGAACAAACGGAAGAUGAGGAAGAAGGAGAGGAAAAAGAUGGGGAUGAAGAACAAACAGAAGAAGAUGAGGAAGAAGAGGAAGAAGAGGAUGAAGGAAAAGAAGUUGAAGAGAAAGAAGUACAAAAGACAAAGGAGAAGAAAAAGAAGAAGAGAGAGAACUUAACAAGACCAAAAAGAGAGGAGCCACAGUCAUUGACUCCUGCGGCAUCUUCUUCGGUUAAACAGAAGGAAGCUCCCAGACCAGCCUCGAGGAGCAAGCAGAGAGCUGCAGAGAAGAGACCGGAAGACUCCCAGCAGUUCUGGAACAAUGUUCUGCCUCAGUACCUGGACCUGCAGUGACACUUUCUCAUCUACAGAUAGAGGAAGAAAAGGAUGCUGUCACCAAGGUGACACACACUGCUUUGUGAACUAAGGCUUCCAUGCCUUAGGUUGAACACUCGUCCGUGGCCAUCUUGAAUUUUCACUGACCAGAAGUGGCCAUGUUUGGAAGAAAGGCAGUAAACAGUGUUUGAUGAGAAGAUCAAAAGAAGACAAAUUGUUGGUGCAC
Molecule: messenger RNA, 5230 nt
Organism: Girardinichthys multiradiatus
Lineage: Eukaryota; Metazoa; Chordata; Actinopteri; Cyprinodontiformes; Goodeidae
Gene: rpgra
Product: retinitis pigmentosa GTPase regulator a
Exons: 13
Coding region: 1-5022 (1673 amino acids)
Source: RefSeq, a predicted model, not a curated record